Molecule: messenger RNA, 773 nt
Organism: Guyanagaster necrorhizus
Lineage: Eukaryota; Fungi; Basidiomycota; Agaricomycetes; Agaricales; Physalacriaceae
Exons: 2
Coding region: 342-671 (109 amino acids)
Source: RefSeq, a predicted model, not a curated record
ACAAAUGUGAAGGACUAAGUUUGACCUGGAAAAUGUCUUCGAGUUCAGGCUCAUCAAAUCUCGAAACCUGAUAGCUUUCGCAAGUAUCUAUGCCCGCGUUUGUCCCUCGAUGUUAUCUGCUGCAUCCAAGAAUUUUAGAAUACUCAAAGUUCCCCGUCAUCUUCAACGCAUUUCUCUUGAAGCCCCCGCAUCCACCGCUCUCACUAUGGUACAUUACAUCGACGUGCAUCGAUGUGCAAUGGAAUUGUCUCGUACAGAUCCUAGCAUGAAACUUUCUACCCCCGUCAUGAGCCACUGGCCAACGGCAAUGGACCUCAUGGCUCAUGGUACAAGUCACGGAAAUGGAAUCUACCACAAACCACGGCCUCGAUUUCCGACAACGGGUGCUAGAGGCCUUAUCAGGUUUCCUCUGUGCCUCCCAUUUCGUAAUACCCAAAUCUCCUUUCGGAAGCACCAUUCUCGACCAGCGUGGCUUUGCUUCCACUGAAAUUCGCAUCUGGGCACAUUGCGUACGCCACGACAUUUCGGAACAUGCAUUGAAGUCAUCGGCAGAGCUUCUGAUGGUAUUUAUUGCAAUUCAAGAUCCAAGGGAUGCAAAGUUCAAAGACAUUAACAAACAAAUGGCUGGUUGUAUCGUUCUUCUUUGUUGCGUUGCCCGGCAGGAAAUAUAGAAAGAAAGAGUGUACGCUGCCGUUGAUUUGGACUGAAUGUCAUCUCCGAGUCGUUGCAGAAACUAAGGCGUACAUUUAAUUUUAACAGCGAUUCAGGUGCAC